Messenger RNA from Adineta ricciae, 1110 nucleotides. The record is from the annotation of a GenBank genome assembly. NCBI's taxonomy places the organism in Eukaryota, Metazoa, Rotifera, Eurotatoria, Adinetida, Adinetidae.
AUGUAUCGUUUAGAACAAGGUGAAUCAUAUCUACCCGACAAACAAACUGCACUCGAAGAUCGGUAUUAUAAUAAUCCGAGUUUUCAAGAAGAGUAUCCUGUCAACGAUCCGGAUGUGCAAAAUGCAGCAACCAAGAUUCAAGCACAAUUUCGUGGCCAUAAAGCCAGACAGGAUUUGGACAAGAAGCGACGCGAAAAAGAUUUAUUCGAUACUGAUCGACAAGAAUUAGGUUAUGAUCGCGGACAGUCAACAACGCCAAGACAUGACGACGAUCAUCAUCAAACAUCAGCACGUGUUCCAAGUGCAAAAUUACAUCACGAAGAAAAACAUGAACAUAAGCCGAAAAAAGAAGAAGAAGAUCAACCAUUCAGUGAAGAACUGACAGAGGAGGAAAAAGCGGAACAAGAGCGAGCCGCAAGAUCAAUUCAAGCACGAUUUCGUGGCCAUAAGAAUCGAAAAAGUCCUGCCCAAGAUCGGUCCUCACCUGGUAGCGCUGUCAGUGAUCGUGACCAACCAUCCGACCGUCCACAUCAUCACGAAUCUGAUAAUGAAAAAGUCUCAUCUCGACCAUCAAGUCGUCUCGAUGGCAAGCACGAUAGUGAUCGACAUGAGACUGGUAAAUAUUUAUCCGACCAGAUACAUAUUAAAAAAACUCAAGAAAUCAUUUCGAAUUCAAGUGAGCAUCACGUUACCAGUUCUCAUCAUCUUGAACGUGAACCUACACAAUUAAGCGAAGAUUUCGAACGGCAUACUCAAAUCCCACGUGAUUUCGAUUUCGAUCGAGAAAAUCGACCCAAUUUGGACGCCGACGAAUCCGAUAUGAAUGAUCCGAAUCUUGAUAAAGCAGCGACACGUAUUCAAGCAUCGUUUCGGGGUUACAAAACGCGUAAAGAACUAGGCACUGGAGGAGCUCCUCAUGAUCAACAUCCAUCCUCAACAUCAUCGCACCCGCAUGAUGAAUACGACCAUGCUCACCAUAGCAAAGUUCUAUCAUCCUCGGUUGAAGGUAAUAAAGAACCGGAGUUUCAUGAGGAGGAUGACAAUGUCGCUGCAACGAAAAUUCAAGCCGCAUAUCGUGGUUAUCGAGUCCGAAAAGAUAUGGAAAAAUAA